AUGGCGUCUGGCUACGACAGAGCGCUCUCAGUCUUCAGUCCCGAUGGACACGUCUUCCAAGUCGAAUAUGCCGGCGAAGCCGUAAAGAGAGGUACCUGCGCCGUCGGCGUCAAGGGGAGCGACAUCGUGGUGCUGGGCUGCGAGAAGCGCUCGGCCAUGAAGCUGCAGGACACGCGCAUCACGCCGUCCAAGAUCUGCCUCGUCGACACACACGUAUGCCUGGCCUUUGCCGGGCUCAACGCCGACGCCCGCAUCCUGGUCGACAAGGCCCGCCUCGAGGCCCAGUCGCAUCGCCUGACGGUCGAGGACCCCGUCUCCAUCGAGUACAUCACCAAGUACGUCGCCGGCGUCCAGCAGCGCUACACCCAGAGCGGUGGUGUCCGCCCCUUCGGCAUCAGCACCAUGAUCGUCGGCUUCGACAAGAACACAAAGACCCCGCGCCUCUACCAGACCGAGCCCAGCGGCAUCUACAGCGCAUGGAAGGCAAACGCCAUCGGCCGAUCUAGCAAGACCGUCCGCGAGUUCCUGGAGCGCAACUACAAGGAGGACAUGGACCGCGAGGCCACCAUCCGGCUGGCCGUCAAGUCGCUGCUCGAGGUCGUCCAGACGGGCGCCAAGAACAUCGAGAUCGCCAUCAUGGCGCCCGGCAAGACCAUCGAGAUGCUGCCCGAGGAGGACAUCGAGGGCUACGUCAAGAACAUCGAGCAGGAGAAGCAGGAGGAGGCCGCCAAGAAGAAGACGGGCCGGACGCCGGGGACCGGCAGCGCCGCCAUCCUGACGAGAAGCUCGGAUGACGCAUAG
Molecule: messenger RNA, 801 nt
Organism: Neoarthrinium moseri
Lineage: Eukaryota; Fungi; Ascomycota; Sordariomycetes; Amphisphaeriales; Apiosporaceae
Exons: 5
Coding region: 1-801 (266 amino acids)
Biological process (GO): ubiquitin-dependent protein catabolic process
Cellular component (GO): proteasome core complex, alpha-subunit complex; proteasome core complex; nucleus
Source: RefSeq, a predicted model, not a curated record